AUGCUCCCAAACAUCAUGGAGCGCCUUCUAAGCCUCGUGGUUUCUUCUAUUUUCUUGAAGCCAAUGGUUCCCCCAGUUGACGACGAUGGGAAAUGUGAGUUAGUGGGCACCUUUUCAUUGCUAACCCAGGCGUUCUUGGGCUUACUAUGUCUACUGUCGCUCAUAGUCAAACGCUUUUACGAAUAUCCGGUCCGCCGGACGUGGCAAGUAUGGUUUUUCGAUGUUUCAAAACAGGUCAUAGGGGCGUUGGGUGUGCACAUUUUCAAUUUGUUGCUCUCCAUCACGAAGGCAGAGCCUAACGAUUUUAGCAUCACUGAUGACUGUGAUUCUGGAGACCAAUGUCAGGGCGACCCCUGUGACUGGUAUUUUCUCAGCAUUGUUCUGGACUGUACUAUCGGGGUGUAUGUUCUCUAUGUGGUUCUUUCAUUUGUUAGUUUCGUGUGCAAGAAGUAUUUCAAGGUAACGCAGAUUGAAAGUGGACAGUAUGGUCCCGACCCUCACAACCCGUCUGUGAAAGCAUAUUUUAAACAACUUGGCAUUUACUUUGGGUCGUUGAUGAUUACGAAAUUCGUUCUCUAUGGGCUUCUAGUUUGUUUUGAGUCGCAGCUCUUAUGGUUCACGAGCCACGUUCUUUUAGUCUGGCUUGACGAUUAUCCCAAUGAGUUUGAGAUAUUCAUUGUCAUGUUUGUUGUUCCGAUAUUUAUGAACUGUUUGCAGUUAAUCUUGGUGGAUAAUUUCAUCCAGAACCAAGUCCUCCAUGAAGCCAACAUUAGAUAUUCACACAACCAUCAUCACCAUCUAUUUGAUUCUUCCAACCCAGAGGAAAGGCAAGGUUUAGCUAUAAAACGGAAUGGCAUAAGCGAGGAAGUACAUACACCGGGAAACGAACAUGGGGAAUACGGGGCUACCUGA
Molecule: messenger RNA, 912 nt
Organism: Clavispora lusitaniae ATCC 42720
Lineage: Eukaryota; Fungi; Ascomycota; Pichiomycetes; Serinales; Metschnikowiaceae
Cellular component (GO): membrane
Source: RefSeq, a predicted model, not a curated record